Molecule: messenger RNA, 522 nt
Organism: Trichomonas vaginalis G3
Lineage: Eukaryota; Parabasalia; Trichomonadida; Trichomonadidae
Exons: 1
Source: RefSeq, a predicted model, not a curated record
GCAAAAAAAGUCGAACAGUUUUGGGUCGAAUUCAAAUUAAAGAGUUAUGGAUAUCAGGAUGACGAAGAAGAACGUGAGUACGGACAAGAAACAGCAAAAUGGCAAUGUCUUAGCUCACUCAACCCCAAGUUCAAACCAUUAUUUUACUCAGACAACAACACAAUUCAAGUACGCAAAAUUGCUAUUCAUUUCGUUAACCAAGCAGAAGACAUUGAAGAAGGAGACUCUAUCUCAGUUUAUGUUUGCUACUGCAAAUUUUUCAAGGACGAAUUUGGAGGACCAAUUCUCAUGCAUGUCUUCAAGCCACGUCAGCAACUCUACGUUGAAACUGAAAUAACACUCAUGCAUGGAAUGUAUCUCAAGUUUGAAAGCCAAUUGGAAAACACAUACAACAUUUGGCUUUCAUACAUUCAGUUCGAUACACCAGAUGACUUUGAUGUUGAAGAAGAAGACUCUACUCAAGAAGAUGAACCACAAGACUCAAUCCAAGAAGAGUCCUCCGAAUUCACACCAGAAGACUAA